AUGUAUCUAAACAAUUAUUUGGUGUUGAUCAUAUCUACACUUACUUUCUCUUUAUUUUUCUUCGAGCACAAUACUGAGAAGAGUUUUUUAACAAGAGAAGUUUCACUUAUAAGAGUUAAAAAUGAAACGCCUUCAAGUACUGGCCCUGGUACUAACAGCCCCACUGAACCGGGGCCGACCGGAAGACCAGGAUCCCGACCAACACUUAGACCUCUAUCGUCAUCCUCCCCCCUCCCCAUACCGAGCCAGGAAACUCGCCCUGGCCCACAUCAUCAUCAUCAUCACCACCAUCAUCAUCAUCAUCCACAUCACCAUCCACAUCCGGACCCCAGUCCCAGCCCUGGUCCUAGCCCCUUACCACCUCGACCCCCACCCUCUACUAAGCACACUUGGCUUAGACGUGCCCUAGCUUAUCCAGCUCCUAGUCCAUCUGAGUCAGGCCCAUCUUCACCAUCGGAAUCAAGUCAGAGUUCCUCCGAGGAUUCCUCUGAGGAAGAGGAAGAAAAGGAAGAAGAGGAAGAAGAGGAAGAAGAGAAAGAUGAAUCAGAUUCAGAACGACGUCAAAAAGGAAGGCUAACAAGGGGAGGUGGUAGAGGAAGAGGAAGAGGAAGAGGGAGAGGAAGUGGAAGAGGAGGUAGUAGAGAAAGAGGAAGUAGUAAAGGAAAAGGAAGAGGAAGUAGAAGAGGAAGAGGAAGUAGUAAAGGAAGAGGAAGAGGAAGGGGAAGACAAUCUUCAACAGAUGGAGGUUCAGGUCAAGGGCCAGAGGGGUCAGAGGGGCCAGGGGAUAAUGAAGGUAUUUUUAAAUUGGAUGAUUUGGAAUAG
This is a messenger RNA of Cryptosporidium ubiquitum, 822 nucleotides long. RefSeq lists its product as uncharacterized. Bases 1 to 822 code for a protein of 273 amino acids. The transcript has a single exon. The record is from RefSeq and is a predicted model, not a curated record. NCBI's taxonomy places the organism in Eukaryota, Apicomplexa, Conoidasida, Eucoccidiorida, Cryptosporidiidae.